Orbilia oligospora ATCC 24927 is the source of this 744-nucleotide messenger RNA. RefSeq lists its product as uncharacterized. The record is from RefSeq and is a predicted model, not a curated record. The transcript is spliced from 2 exons. NCBI's taxonomy places the organism in Eukaryota, Fungi, Ascomycota, Orbiliomycetes, Orbiliales, Orbiliaceae. Bases 1 to 744 code for a protein of 247 amino acids.
AUGUUUACAAAAUCCGUUUCCGUUCUCUUCUUCUCUCUUCUAGCUUUGGUCUCCAUUGCCACUGCUAUCCCUUUCAAUCCUCGCUUCGAGAAUGAUAAUGCAUUGGAACUCAACAGACGUGGUACCUGCAAUGCGGACAACCUCCUUCGUUAUUUGAGGGCCCAUGGGCUUCUUGGCCAGGCAUCGUGUAGAACCUGGCUGAACGAAGGGUCGACCACGACCAAACCCAGCACAGGUGGAACAAAGACUGUGACCGUCGCUACUGAAAGCCCUACUAUCACCCUGACCAAAUCCAUUGUCUCUACCAAGACUGUCUACACGACAAUUGUCCUCGCAACAACGACAAACACGAGGUCAUUCACCGUGACUUCGACUACAACCGUUACCGCCACUCAAACAGUAGUCCAAUUGAAGGCGGUCAGGGCCAAGGUUCGCAAGGAUAAGAUUGUCAAGAAAGCCGCUGCGAGGUAUAACAUCUUGGAGCCAUUUACAUCCGACCCUGCCCGACUCUCCUCUGCCUGUUCUUGCGUUCUUCCAACUGUUACACCUAAGCCUGCGGAUACACCUACAGCGACUGUUUCUGUUACCGCCACCUCGCCGGUUAAUGUUGAUACCACGGUUUUUGUUGUUAGCACUGUGACUUCGACUAUCACACAAUCUGCAGCAGUAGCAGAGGUCUCAGUUACUGAAACGGUUGUUCGAACAGAAACGACGAGGCUUUAUACUCGUGUCUGGAUUCAGUAG